Drosophila eugracilis is the source of this 1485-nucleotide messenger RNA. Its product is annotated as clavesin-1. The record is from RefSeq and is a predicted model, not a curated record. Lineage: Eukaryota; Metazoa; Arthropoda; Insecta; Diptera; Drosophilidae. Bases 167 to 1171 code for a protein of 334 amino acids. Gene Ontology annotation, cellular component: membrane. Gene Ontology annotation, molecular function: phosphatidylinositol bisphosphate binding. The transcript has 4 exons.
GCGUCCCCACGUUCACAUCGUCGUCAGUUCAGUUGCGAAGCUCACACGGAUAUUCCGGCGAUCAAUUAGAGCCCGGAUUUCAGCCAUAUCCCCCUGCAACGCGUAUCAAUAUUGUUAUAUAAGAUUAACAACUUCUGAAAUCCGCAGUGCCAGUGCUUAAAUCAAAAUGCUUGAGACCGAGGUGCUGCAACAACCCAAGCUGAACGGACCACCAGCUAGUACCGGUGGCGAUUAUGACUAUCCGUAUGUUUGCGGACUCAGUCCGGCCAUGAAGCAGGUGGCCAAGGAGGAGCUACACGAGGAUGACAACAUCAGGCGGCAGGCCUUGGCCCAGUUCCGUGAGUGGAUCGACAAGCAUCCGCAUAUCAAGAAGUGCCGUACGGACACCGUCUUCCUGCUGCGUUUCCUGCGCACCAAAAAGUUCUCCGUUCCGGCCGCCUGUGAAAUGCUAGAGCGUUACCUGACCAUCCGACAGCUGUUCCCGCAUUGGUUCAAGCAGCUGGACAUCAACGAUCCGGCCAUCAACGAGAUCUUCGAGAAUGGGUACUUGUUUCCGCUGCCGCAGCGCGACUCCACCGGGCGCCAGGUCAUCUUCUCCGUGGCCGCCAAGUUUGAUCCUUACAAGUUUACCUCUGUGCAAAUGGCGCGCGUUCACAGUCUGAUCUGCGAAGCUCUCCUGGACGAUGAAGACUCCCAGGUGGCUGGAUAUGUGUACAUCAAUGAUGAGAGUGGCAUGAACAUGGGCUUUGUCAGCUUGUGGUCUUUGACCGACCUGCGCAGCAUUGUCAAGUGCAUCCAGAACUCUACGCCCAUGCGGCACAAGGAGACGCACUUCGUCAACAUUCCCCACUACGCCAACAGGAUCAUCGAGUUGGGCGUGUCCAUGCUUAGUGACAAACUCAAGAAGCGAAUCAUCGUUCACAAAAAUGUUGACAUCUUAAAGACAAAGAUCGAUCCCGCUAUCCUGCCAAAGGAAUAUGGUGGCACCGUGCCCAUUGCUGAUAUGAUCGCCCAGUUUAAACAGAAGCUGCUCCAGCGCCGGGCGGCUAUCCUUGCUCUGGACGAUAUGCAGAUCGAGAUCACCAAGGAUGCGGCUAAUUUCGCUGGAAAUGAUAUUGGCGACAUCGAUGCCGGAGUCGUGGGCAGUUUUAGGAAACUGGAGGUGGACUAAAUCCCAAUUUUUGAUAAUCCCCAUCUCCUUAGGCUAAGCUAGGAUAGGUCAGGAUACCAUUGAGACAGUCGACAAGACACGCGGGCAUGCACACUUCGUACCUAUUUAAAAGCAUCAACACUAAAUUUUAUAACUAAGGUCUCGUCGGGGAUUAUGUCUCACUGUCGUGGGUCAUAUUUCUCCGAUCCUCAGAAUCCCAAUAAUGGAUGGGACUGUGGCUGAGCUUCCCAGUUGUUUAAUCCAUCCAUGCGUUACGUUAUGUUAAAUGAAUGUCUAUUUAAAUAUAUGUAUAUACUUAUUCUUGUGAAUUUGAA